CGACAGGACUAGCAGCAGCAGCGCCCCGAGCCUGUAACGAUUUUCUAAAAUGGCGUCACACGCCGCCGCCGCGACAAUUGACAUUUCCGGCAACGUCCGCUCGUAGCGCGUCAUACAGCCACCACCGACCGGUUACGCGCACAGAUUUGUCCGUUUCGACUCCGCCGCCACCGUCACUUUAAAAUUUUAGUUUUUUUUUUCGAUUAGCGUUUUUUUUAUCGUAUUAUUUCCGUAGCAAUAAUUAACGACCGUGCCAACUCUACCAGUAUAGACCGGUGUCGUCUACUCCGUUCUCGUGUGUUCGGAUAACGGAUCGAUAAAUCCACCGUUGCCGCCGUCGCGCGUGUGUUUUCGUGUCUCCCGCCGUGCGUAGGAUAGAUACUGAUAUUGCGUAUUCUUAUUUUCAACCGAACGUCGUCGUCGACGACACCGGACACGACGCUCGCCCGUGUUCCGAUGACGACGGCGCCGAUAUUGAAUACCAAUAAUAUUAGGUACAUAACGCAAUAGUAUUUAUUAUCAGUAUUACUAUUGCCCUGUCCAGGCGACAACAACAGCGCCGUCGCCGGGUACCUACGUCUGCCAGAAGAUACGUUUACGCACAAUAGUCCGCAGCACGAGAGACUGCAUCACCGAGUAAUCCGACGACGAUGGGUAAGUCGGCUUUGAUUUUUACUGCUACUUAGACCACACCUCAGACCGCCAUCGAUUUUGAAGUCUCGUUGGAACGAAAACGGCGGUUGGGUCCGUUUCCUUUCCAUAAAGUUCGAAAAAAGCCUUUCUUCAAGGCGCGUCGGAAAGGCCCACACAAUUCGGACAUACUCAGUACGAUGUAUCCGAAUCUUGUGCGUAUGCACGUCUUCUGUGUGACGCACUAUUACAGCCAUAACUAUAAAAAUUCUUUAAGUCGGAAUUUAUCUUGGAAUUAUUGAGAUUAAAUGUUGAAUUAUUGAGAUUAAAUGUUGAAUUAUUGGGUUAGUUUUGUAGCAUUCACGCAGUAGGCAUUGAGUAUUUUCUUUGUUUCGUCUUGUUUUUAUAACAUUGUUAUAUAUUGUUAUAUGUGAUUAAGUAGUUAUUCAAAUAUUAUACACCUGCCACAAAUUAUCUAAUAAUGGCAAAGGUAUCUAAUAUUAUGUCACUUCACCGCACAUAUCUCUGUGUUUACAUAUUAUCAGUGUUAAUAUGAACAAUUAUUUGUCAUAUAUAAUCUGAAGUACCUAUCAUUAAUGUUCUAAUUGUAAAGAGUUCUUAGGUACCUACCUGAAUUGUUUAUGAUUAUUGUUGUACGCACCUAUUUCUGUGAUCUAUAAUUUAUUAGCACGGUUAAUGAAAUUAAUAUUUUCAUUAGAAAUGUAUUAUUUUUUUCAUUUAUAUUGGUAAGUGCUGAACAAAACGCAAUAAUAAAACUAUAUGGUAUUUUUAACUGCAUAAUAUAAUAUUAAUAGUUUGUGUAUUUAUGUCUGUUCUUUACUGAAAAUAAUAAUUAGCGAUGCAAUGACAUUUGAUUGAUGGGCUUCCCAAAUAUUUAAAAUAAUGUUACAUGCACAGUUUACCUAUAUAGGUACAAUUUAGUUUAAAACACAAUAAUGUUGGUAACCUAUUCAAAUUCAAAUCAAUAACAUUAAAUUUAAAAUAUGCUGAGAUUAUUAUUGCUUGAGAUACUAGUAUCUCAUAAAUGACAUGCACUUUCUAAUCUAAGAAUUAAAACAUUUAAUUUCAAAAAUAUAUUUUUUUUUUUUUUAAAGCAGAUUAUCAUUAUCAUUAAGAUAACUACACAAUUGUAAAAAUCAUAUUAAAGUAUUUGUACCUAUCUCAAUACUUGAAAUAAAAAAUUUAAAAAAUGUUUUAAUCCUAAACCGAGUUUGAACAUAAACUUUCAGGUAAAAUUUGAACACUAUAAAAUAAGUUUUGUGUGUAUUUAGUAUAUUUUAAGUAGAAUAUCUAGUGCAAUUUACUUUAAUCAUAUUGUUAAAUCGGCAGAUAGUCAAUUCUCAUUUGAAUAAUCUGUGUAUAAACAACUAAGAAACUCAAUUUUUUUCUUCAUUAAUUUUACAUGUAUUCGAAUAAAUAUUUAAGUGUUGCUUUAUCCUUAUUUUUAUCAUACCUCUGUGACGUAACAAUAAUUUAUUAUUAUUACAUAACUAUCAAAAUUAAAUGUAGGUAGGUAUCAGGUAAAGUAAAAUGCAAUAAUAUUUAUAGGUAGGUAAUGCAUUUUUCCUACAUACCUAUCUAGAAUGUUAUGUCACUUAGAGAGUUUUUAAGUAAUAUGUUUCUUAUUAUUUGUUCCCUUAGCACUUGAUUGGGAACUGAUUAAAACCAAUUGUGACCUUAAUGAUAAUGUAUUGUAAAAAUAAUUGGGAGGUACGAACCAAGAAUUUGUAUAAUAUGCACAUUACUUAUUCGCUUUCACCUCGUUCCACAUACAUUAAUGUUAUUUUGUUCAGAUAUAAAUAGUUUCCUACCCAAUUUAGAUAUAAAACAUUUAAUCUAAUGGUUUUUGUGGUUUUUUUGUUUCAAAUUUAUUAAAUACCUACCUAUUUACUGUUUGAUUUGAUAAAAGCCUACUAGUGAUUAAUAAGUAACUUGAUUAUUUCUAAUCAAUUUUUUUUUUCAUUUGUGUGAGUAGUUACCUAUUUAAUGUCACAUAUUUCUAUGGUGUAUCUUUUGAUAUACCUUGCACCUAUAAAAAUGAUUAAGUACCUUUAUAAUCAUUAAUUUAAUAGUUAUUGUCUAAUAUAAUUCUAUACCAAUGUAUAAUUAAACUUCUGAUUAAACCAGUAGGAGAUUAAUAUGUGAUCAAUUUAAGAAAUUAUAAACUAAUGUUAGUAAAACUAUGUUUAUAGGUAGUUGAUAUUCAAAUAUAUAUCCAAAACUAAUUGUCAAACAUUAUUUUUGAUCAAUUCUUAUCAUAUAUAUAAACACGGUUAAGUGUUUAUAAUAUAAAAAAAUGUUGGUGUGAACUUUAUUUUGUCAUUAUGGUUAAUAGGUAGGUUAGGUAUGAUUGUUUUGUUUGUAGAAUAUGAACUAGCUUACAUCUAAUUAUAAUCAUUUUUUUUUUCGCCUUUUAAAAAUAAAUUAUAGAUAAUUUAAACUAUUAGGUAAGUAUAUUGAAUACCUGACUGAAUAUGAUUAAUGAUAUCAUUUUCUAGAAACGUGAAUUUGUCUGUCUACAUACCUAAUAUUACUUUUGACCAUAUUUAUUGUGUUUUAUUUAGAUAGGACGUAGGUACUAUGUCUAAAUAACAUUUACACUAUUUAGUAUUUAUAUACACAGUAAAUAGAUUUAAUUUUAAUGAGUCGAAUCAUUAAUUGUCAAUUAUUACCAGCUUCCAUUUUAGGUGAUUUAUUUAACUACCUGGGUACUAUAAUUACAAUAUUGUUUACCACUUAUUAUGAUAAUAAUAUUAAUAAAAUUAUUUUUAAAACUUUAUUUUGCAUAUUGGCAACAGCAAAAAAAAAUAUAUUUAUUAUAAAUUGACCAUAAUCAACAUUGAUAGUUGUGUUGCGGGUUACUAAAAGGGUUUUGCGUUUUGUUGUUUCAUAAAUUAUACUUAUGGAUAUAAGUUAUGUUAAUACUGUGCCAAUUCUGCCCUGAAAUUUCCUGUAUCAUUAAAAAACAUCUCAUUCUACUAUAAUGUAACAUUUUUGUAUAAAUUAUGUGUUUGAAAUAGUAGGUACCUAACCUACCUACUACUUGAAUAUUUACAUUAACCUUCAAAUAUAUUAAUUUUUUACAAAUUACCUAGGCUGGUCAACUAAUUUAUAUUUUAUUUUUACAGAUUUAAAAUGUAGAUAGAAAUUAAUCAUAAUUUAUAAAUUUGUGAACAACAUUUAAAAUAAAAGAAGAAAAAAUGGCUAGAAUGUUGCAAGAGAAUGUUGUUACUUAUAAAACACCAGCUUUGGCACAUUUAUUUCAUUCAUUCCCACAUUUAAAUGUUAAUGGUCACCAUGUUAAUUCUGCAUUUGCACCACGGAGUGAACUUUAUUUGGAAGUAAGUAAUAUAAUAAACACAUUGUACAUAAUUACCUACCUACCUGAAUUGAAUGUGGAUAUCUAAUUUAUUUAUUAUGUUUUAGUCACUUGGCAUUCUGGGUUCAAUUCCUUCUGUUUGGUUGAUAAUAACAAUGUUUUUAUUGUUAAUUUAUCUUAUGACAAGAUGUUGUGAUCGGAAACCUAGACCAAGACAUAGUAUAAUUGUGCUCAAAUGGACAUUAGCAAUAUUUACUGUUUUAUCGUGGUGGGUACUUAGUAAUAGUUAAAGUAAUUUUUAUGAUAUUUAUACAUUUAAACAUAAUGUUUUAUGAAAUAUUUUAGUGGUGCUGUUGGAGUUAGUUUAUAUGGUAAUGAUGAUUUACAUAAUGGAGUUGUUCAAUUUCUUACAUCAUCUAGAGCUUUAGAUGAUUUAAUUAUAAGUGUUAAAAAUCAAGUAAGAUUACAAUAAUUGAAAUAUUGAGUUUAUAUAAUUGUAUUUUCAUUUUAAAAAUGUUUUAGACAUCAGAUAUUGAAAUAUUGCUCCAAGUAAAUAUUCAUGACAAAUUAACAAAUAUUGGUGAUAUAAUCGAUUCACCAGUUGCUAAUUUAACAGCUCGAGGACAAAUUGUUAAUGCUCUUAGUACUUUGGUUGGAAAUGCAGCUUCAACUUUGUCGAAUAUUCGUGAAAUUAGUAACUCUUUGCGUGGAGUUAACUUAACUCCAUUUAUUAAUGAGGUGUACAUAAUGGAAACUGUAAGGUGAGUAAAAAUUUAAUUAGUUCUCAUUAAAUACAUUUUUAAUGUAAACUCUAAAUUCGUAGAUGGCCAGUGACUAUGGGAGUUCUUAGUAUUCUAUUGGUAUUCUGUGUUAUACUUUUGUUCGGUGUUACUAGACAUUCUCGUUGUGCUUUAAUCAUGUAUGUAUUUGGAAUAAAAUGUUUUAUAAUUUAUUCAUAUUGCACAUGAAAAUAUAUACAUAUUAAUUAUUACAUUAUUUUAUUUCAGGUUUUCUGUUUUCGGUUUGUUUGCUGUGAUUAUUUCCUGGCUUACAGCAUCUGUUUAUUUAACUGCCACAGUUGUAAGAAUUUUAUACAUUUCGAAAAUAAUAGCCAAUACUAUAUGAGUUUUUAUUAUAAUUUUACCACAUAGGCAUUGGGAGACUUUUGUGUUAAUCCCAAUGAAUGGGUGGAACGCGAUUGGACUCCAUCAUCUUUGCGACCUGAUACAUUAUCGUUCUAUACGACUUGUGAAGGUAGUAAUAAUCCAACCGGCAGCACGCGGACAAACCCAUUCCAAAUGGCUAUACGCAGAGCAACAACUUCAGCAGAGGCAACUAAUUAUCAACUAGAUAUUCUCACACGCCUUGCUACAAAUUUAUAUCCAGCCUCAAAUAAUAAUGAAAAUAUGCCAUUAUUACUACAAAGAAUAAGAAUGGAUGUUGAAAAUGCCGUUAGAAUGGUUUCUAUUUUACCUGCUUCACUUGAAUGUCGACAAAUACACUUACAGUACAACCGAGCUUUACAUGCAACUUGUGAUCUUGCUUUGUAAGUAUGCUCCACCUCACAACUUGAAAUGUUAUUAAUUUUUAAAUAAUGAUUUUAGAUUUGGACUAGCAUUGAUGUUGGUAGCCAGUAUAGUCUCUGGAAUAUUUUUUACAAUACUGGUGUGGCUAGAUUCACAUACUUGGAUUUACAUUAGAAAGAAGUAUGUUUUUAUAGAUGGAAAUUAUUGAAAUGUGUGUAUGGAUUUCAUUAGUUUUGUUGUUAACUUUCUGGUAUCAUUGUAGACAAGACUACGCAAAAGCAGAAGAACGAGAUCCAUUCUUGGGACGGCCUGGUUCUACAGCAAGCAGUUCACAAUCUCACGGACAUCAGAUGUCUACACUUACACGAAACCAAGGGUCGUACUACUACCCGUUGUUUAUUUCGCAUCCGACGCCUGCUCAGCACGCUCGAAACCGCCCAGCAUGACUGUCUGUGUUUUUGUUUUGAUAAUUUUGGUAUCUUAUUUUCAUAUUAGUUUUUUUUUUUCAUUUUCCUAUUUUCAAAGUAGGAUACUACAGUAAAUAAAGAACAAAGUGUAAUCUACACAUUUUUCCAUGACAAAAAUUUAUACAUGAACACAUAAUAGUAUUUCUCUAAUUAUCUUAUUGUGUAUUUUCUAUUUAUCAAUAACCAUAAUUUCUUCUGUAAUUUUUAGCAGUUUAUUUUUCUAGCUUUGUUUAUUAAUUCAUCUAUUUAAUUUAUCAAUUUUAAUAAUUUCCAAUAUUUCCAGCAAUACAAUUUUUGACAUUAUGGAAACUUCUUUCUUAUUCUUUAUAAAAAAAAAAAAAAAACCGGUAACAUCAAACUUUUCUAAAUAGCUAUAUUUAACUAUAUUAAACUAAUGCAUGAUUGUUGAAUUUUAUAUAAUAUUUUAUAGAUGCUUUUUUUAUAAUUUAAAUACUUGAAUUAUUAAUAUUCAGUUUGUUCUAUUAAAUAUUUUAUUGCAUGAUAACGUAUGUAUGUUUAUAGUAAUUUUUGUUUUUGUAUGACAUGUCGCUGGGAUAGAGUUUUACGUUUGGUUGAUUUUGUAGCUUAGCUUUACUUGUAAACAAAAAACAAUUGACACACAUCAUACAAACAUAAAACACGUACAAUAUUUAGAGUAUAAUAUAUUUUAAUUGUGGAAUUGAAAAUUUAAGUAUAGUUUCCUUAAACUGUGUAAUCUUAUAAUUAAAGUUGAUUUGAGUUACAUUUAAAAAUUAUUUGUUUGUUAUAAUCACUAAUUAUUUUAAUUUUCUAACUUCAAUAAUUUAGAAAUGGGACUUAAAUUUAUUUUGCUUUGUAUCUAUUUCAACUAAUAAUUCUAAACUAUUAAAAAUAAUAAAAUGCAUGAGGUUAUCCCUAUUUUACUUAAUCAGAAAUUAUGCUAUUAAUGUUAUUAUUACUAUCUCUUAAUUUUCUACUGGUAUCAUGUUUACAAUUAUGUUUGUGUUUAAUUGUUAAUACUUUUAAUUAGUUAUCAAAAUCUAGCAUUGUUAGUUCUUAUAUUUUUGUGAAAAUGCAUGUAUUUGUUGUUUUCUUAAAUAGAUAAAUAGUUGUUUAAGAACACUUAUCAGUUUAUUUAUAUGUAAAUUAAUUUUGAGGCAUGAAAGAUAAAUGUCGUUAGCUUUGCUAUGUCAUUGUUUAGUAUAUAAGGUAUUUUGAAUGCCUAGGGUAUUUUAUGUAUUUAUUUGUAGUCUAUGAAUAAAUGUACUAACUUUUUAUCUGUUCAAUUUUAGACCCCGGGAUGAAUAUGGAAUGGGUAGCGGAAUAGCAACAUUGAAUGGCCGUAAUGGCGGUUAUAUGCAUGAGGGUGGUCCACCAAAAGUUGGAACACAAUAUGCUACUCUAAACCGUAAAUUCCGAUCACUUGAACACCCGGGUGCUCGUGGUGCACCACAUCCUCCACCUUCAUUCCGCGGUGUACCAACUUAUUCCAAUACCUUAGGGUAUAACCGCAAACCCAAUCAGUCUAAUGAUCGUCAAUACUCUACUUUAAGCCGUAAAUGCAAAACUCUAGAAUCCUCAGAUUUCUACUGAAAUGAACCGACCUCUGCUGAUCAAACUCAAAUUUCAACAAUAAGCGGCAGCUCAUUGUCAACAUUUGCGAGACCCACACCUGUACCUGACACUUCCUAUCAGAUUACAGAGUUGUAAAUGGUACGCAAGUAUUAAUUAUUAUUAUGUCAGGCCCUUUAAGUGUUAACACAAUCAUUUUGAACUCGAGUACAGAUUAUUGAGAAAAAAUUUGAGGAGGAUUGGACUUUAAACAAUACAAAUUAAAGUUUUUUUGUGAAGUAGUUUUAAGUUGUAAGUUAUGAUGCAUUUUAUAUUUAUCUUGAUAACUUUAAACACCUUUUUGUUAUUUUUUUUAUUAUUAUGAUAUUGUGUUGAUUUUUUAUUAUAAUAUUAUGUUAAUUUUUAAACUUAAGAAAUUAUUCACACUGCAUUUGUUUUUUAAGUACCUAUUCUUUAUUUGAAAGUCUUCAAAUUUUUUUUUUUUAUUAUUAUUAUUUAUUUCAAAAUGCUUAUAAAAUGUAUGACAAUUUACUUUAACCUUUUUUAUUUCUAAUAGCUAGUGUUUUUUUAAGACUUACAUUGCAUUUAAUUUUACUAGAAUAAUGUUUCUAGUCAUAUUGUAAAUUAUCAAGUGUUUAAUGGUCCAUCUCAAAUCAUAGUCUAGUCAAUGAUAUCUGACUCGUUUUCAAUUAUGUAUUGGCCCGCAGAAUUUAAAAAGUACUGCCAUUUAACAUGCUCAGCAGAGGUCAUUCCAAAAUUCCCAAUCAAUUUUUUUUGUUUUUUUACUAGUUCCUUGAUUUAUUAAGAGAUUAAGUAACUAUCAUAAUUCUUCCUUUUUUUUUUUUCAUAUAAUGUAAACAAUAUUGUUAUAGAUAAUAAUAAUAUGUUUUUGUAAAUAAAUAACUAGUAACAAACGUUUAGUAUUGUAAAAUAUUUAUAUUGUUCACCUGUCCACGAUGUUUAAUUUUAAAUUUAAAUGUAUAGGCUUUAAUAUUCUUUCAUAAUUCAAAAAUAAUUAAAGAGAUUUAUAUUUUUUUUUUUGUCAAAGUGUAGGAAACAUGUUCAUUAAUUUCAUAUUCUUUUAUUGUAUUUUAUAAAUAAUUAAAAAUUUUUUUAUCAUUUUUUUUUUUUAGAGUAAAAAUGUGUUAAUAAGAUAUUUAUUAAAAACUAAAAAACAUAGUUUUGAAAAAAGUUACUAACUCCUUAUUCCAUUUGGAAUAACAACCUUAAAUUUGUUUAAACUAAUGUUAUUGUUUGAUUGUAAUCUUAUUGAAUUUUAAUCAAAAAAACAUGCAGUCUGUAUACUAUGCUAAUCAUUCCUUUAUUUACAAAAAAAAAAAAAAACCAAUUGGCAUUAAUCAUUCCACUUAACAUUCAUCAUAAUAUGUUUUGUGUUCUAAACAAAAUUAAAAUAGAUAGGAAAAUUGAAUGUAAUCAGCUAUGCCAAUUUUAUUAUAAAAAUUGAGCUUUGUGUGAUGCUAAAUAACUAAAAUAUAUCUGUAUUUACAUUUUUGUUUAAGUAUAGUUAUCCCAUAAAUGUAAACAUUAGUAGCCAUUUAAUGUUAAGUCAUAAUGGCUCAUUUAUAAUUUGAACUUAAAUUUGUUGUCAAUUAAUAUUGAUUUAUUUUAAAAAUUAUUUCCAUUGUUUACCUAAUUGAAGCUCAUUAAUCAGAAAAAAUUAUUGUAAACCAAAUAAUCAAAUGAAGCAUAAUGUUAACGCAUUUUGUACUUUUAUACCACUGCUCCUAUUCAAUUUGAGGUUGUAAUAAUUUUUUUUUUUUCAACUUGAUAACAUUUUAGACAUGUAAAACAUUUACCUAAGACUGAACGAGACUGUUAAUUUGUGUUUUUUUUUUUUUUAGUUUUAUGUUAUUUUUAUUCAAAAUUACAAUAUUCUCGUUAUGGUCAUUCCAUUCUAUACAAUAAAUAAUAUUAAUCCUCUAGUACAAAAAUUAAUUAUUAUUAAUAUUCUGUAUAACUAAAAUACUUUUAUUUUUACCUUGUUCAACCUUCUUGACAAAUUUUUGUAUAUUCAUAAUUUAGAGAUAUAAAAAAUUAUACAUAGUAUAAAUUAAAUGCUCCAUGAUGUUUUAUUAUUAUGUAGUUCUUUAAGCGAACAAAUUCUAUUGCACAUUGGAUAAUAUUAAAAUGCAUACAACAAGAAUAUGAAUUAAAAUUAAUAUUAUAAACAAAGUACCACCUAAAGCAAUGUGAAUAUCAAAAAUGUAUAUCUAUAAUAAUCUAGAGCCCAGAAUUAUAUUCUCCUAAAAUCCCCCCCUCUAUCAGCUCUUACUUAUUAAACUAAAUUUGUUUAACACUACGAAAAUAUGAAAAUGAUUAACGCAAAAUAAUUUCUUUUAGAUAAAAUUGUAAGUAUAAAAAAAAAAAAACUUGUGUUAAUCAUAUUUUGUAUUGUUAGAAAGUUGUAUAAAUACAACCUAUUACCUUUUACCUAUUAAAAUAGGUAAAAGCUUUAAAACCCCCUUUAAUUUUAAUAUCUUAAGAGAAUAUAAAUUUGGUUUUUAAAUUUCAUUGUAU
Messenger RNA from Cinara cedri, 10052 nucleotides. NCBI's taxonomy places the organism in Eukaryota, Metazoa, Arthropoda, Insecta, Hemiptera, Aphididae. The record is from the annotation of a GenBank genome assembly.